CGGCGGCGGCGGGGCCGGUGCUCGGUGGGGCUGUCCUGUCGCGGCGAGGUAUAAGUCGUCCUCGCGAGAUUUGCCUGCAGGCCGAGCAGGGCCGGGGCGGCGGCCGGGGCUUCUCCGGACCCCGCGCCCGGAGGACCUCCGUCGUGCCCGAGGCCGGGGAGCGGGGCCUGUGCGGCGGGGCCUGUGCGGCCGGAGCUCCCCUGCCCCGAGCGCAUCGCGCGGGCCGUGACCUUGGCGUGGCAAGGCUUAGGUCUUAGUGCUCUGACGUGCUUGCAGGGGUGUGGCUGGGAAGCAGUUUGAGGAUGAGGAGGAUGCGGUGUUUGGCCCACAGUAAGUCCGCUGGAGUCAGGAGCGCAGCUGAUGGCCAAGUGCCCGUCACCGUGGGCGCUUCCCGCGGCCCCUGCUCUGCUGCUGCCUCCCCUCCUCUGAGCCUUUCCCUGCCUGGGGCCUCCUGAAUCACGUGGUCGUCGAGGGGAAAGGGGGUGUUCAGACGGUGGCCAGGAUCUUGGUGGCUGGGGUUUGCUUCCUGUGAACCUGCGGGGAUCCCCGUGCUUGGCAGUACUGCCGGCCGCAGGUAGGGCCCGAGGAUCAGGCCUGUGUGGACGCCGUGUUCCCGCCCUCGGGCCUCUCUGCCUCUGCUGCUGUCUCUGGUGCAGUGGCUGCCUGGGUUCCUGAGGACCACCUGCAGGAGCUGGGGGGGCGGGGGGCGGUACACAACUUGUGAUGCAGUUUCCAGCCCCUUAGGAGUGUCCUACCUCCUCCAGCGCUUGGGGGUGUGGGAAGGUCCGAGCUCUAUUCUACCUUUGAGGAAGAGACGGUCUCUGAUAAGCAGCUUUGUGAUUUGGGAGGCCUCACGUACAGGUUGUGCGCGGGGAGGCCCUGCAGAGCAGUAGCCAUCAAAAGCACAUCCAGGCAAGCUGGUCGUAUGUGAUGCUGGGCUGUUUGUGUGCUGUUUGAGGGCUCUGUUUCCCUGAGGAGGCCCCGUGUGGCUGGAGGGAGGGAGGGAACUGGGGGGUGGCUUCGUUCCUGUUUCUACUGAGACCGUUGCUAGGCACUUAACACUUGCUCUUCGGUGCAGUGGUCCUCCACUGAGUGCCAGCUCCGUGCCCGGUCCCAUGCUGGGCUUUCUCACCACCAGUGAUGGAGGAGGCUGUGGCCAGGUGGUGGCCUGGGGUCUGUCCUCCCUGCUGAAGGGCCCUUCCCUGCAGGUGGCUUCCUGCCUGGCCCAGCGCCAUGCACACGCUUGUGUUCCUGAGCACGCGGCAGGUGCUCCAGUGCCAGCCAGCGGCUUGCCAGGCCCUGCCCCUGCUGCCUCGAGAGCUCUUCCCCCUGCUGUUCAAGGUGGCCUUCAUGGACAAGAAGACUGUUGUGCUUCGCGAGCUGGUGCACACAUGGCCCUUCCCGCUGCUCAGCUUCCAGCAGCUAUUGCAGGAAUGUGCCCACUGCAGUCGGGCCUUGCUGCAGGAGCGCCCCAGCACAGAGAGCAUGCAGGCUGUGAUCCUGGGGCUGACAGCCCGGCUCCACACCCCGGAGACUGAGGCUGGCACACAGCCUCUCUGCAGGAAGCAUGCCCUGCGGGUGCUGGACAUGACAGGCCUUCUGGACGACGGCGUGGAGCAGGACCCUGGCACCAUGAGCAUGUGGGACUGCACGGCGGCAGUGGCCCGCACCUGUAUAGCACAGCAGCAAGGCGGGACUACGGAGCCUGGGCUGGCCCCCAUUCCUGUGGAGGUUCGUGUAGACCUACGGGUGAACCGGGCCUCUUACGCGUUCUUGCGGGAGGCACUCCGCAGCAGCGUAGGCAGUCCCCUGCGGCUCUGCUGCCGGGAUCUGCGGGCCGAGGACCUGCCCAUGCGCAACACUGUGGCUUUGCUGCAGCUGCUGGAUGCGGGCUGCUUGCGCCGCGUGGACCUGCGCUUUAACAACUUGGGUCUACGUGGCCUGUCUGUUAUCAUCCCACAUGUGGCCCGCUUCCAGCACCUGGCCAGCCUACGGCUGCACUAUGUGCACGGGGACUCCAGGCAGCCCUCUGUGGAUGGUGAGGACAACUUCCGUUACUUCCUGGCCCAGAUGGGCCGCUUCACUUGUUUGCGGGAGCUCAGCAUGGGCUCCUCUCUCCUCUCGGGUCGGUUGGACCAGCUGCUCAGUACCCUGCAGAGCCCCCUGGAGAGCCUGGAGCUGGCCUUCUGUGCCCUGCUGCCUGAGGAUCUGCGCUUUCUGGCCCAGAGCCCCCACGCUGUCCGUCUCAAGAAGUUGGACCUCAGUGGCAAUGACCUGUCUGGCAGCCAACUAGAGCCCUUCCAGGGUCUACUGCAGGCGGCAGCAGCCACACUGUUGCACCUCGAGCUAACUGAGUGCCAGCUCGCGGAUACCCAGCUGCUGGCCACACUCCCUGUGCUGACGCGCUGCACCAGCCUCCGCUACCUCGGCCUCUAUGGCAACCCGCUGUCCAUGGCGGGCCUCAAGGAGCUCCUACGAGAUUCAGUGGUGCAGGCUGAGCUACGCACGGUAGUGCACCCCUUCCCCGUGGACUGUUAUGAGGGCCUGCCCUGGCCACCGCCUGCUUCUGUUCUGCUGGAGGCUUCCAUCAAUGAGGAGAAAUUUGCUCGUGUGGAGGCUGAGUUGCACCAGCUGCUACUAGCCUCAGGCCGUGCUCAUGUGCUCUGGACCACAGACAUUUAUGGGCGCCUGGCUGCAGACUACUUCAGCCUAUGAUAUCCAGGCUGUCCUGGUGUUCAGGGCUACUGGAGAUCCUUCCCUGCCUUAGGCAGACAGAGCCUUCACUGGGAUCCUGGCCUGACCCAGAGGCGCUGGGCUCAGGUUUCCUUGCUCCUGGGCACUUUGAGCUUUCCUAAGCUUCCUGCACCGCUGUACCCAUUCCCCUGACUGACUGUGGGCUUCAGGGCUGGAUUCCAGGCCUGCGGGCCAGGUUUGAUUGUGGUGCACUUGGCUGCCCUCUGGGGUUCUGAUCCUCUCUGGAAUGUUUGUAGGAUCCCAACUGCAAGCCAGCCAAGAGAGAGUGUUCUCUAGGCCCGUCCCAGGAGAGCUGCGUGCUCCGGGGUUGAGGUUGGAACAGGAACCUGCUUCAAGGAGAACUGGGUCUCCAUGCACUGGGGCUUUUCAUGGUCCUGCCUGCCCCAGCACCCAGGGGCAGCACCCUGUGGGUUUUGGAGUCAGAAGGGGUCGUUAAGGUAGAAACGUGCAGUGUGUUUGGAACUUA
Messenger RNA from Nyctereutes procyonoides (raccoon dog), 3220 nucleotides. It is a transcript of the gene LRRC14, whose product is annotated as leucine rich repeat containing 14. The record is from RefSeq and is a predicted model, not a curated record. Gene Ontology annotation, molecular function: kinase binding. The transcript has 4 exons. Gene Ontology annotation, cellular component: cytoplasm. Bases 1234 to 2715 code for a protein of 493 amino acids. Lineage: Eukaryota; Metazoa; Chordata; Mammalia; Carnivora; Canidae.